UGUACGUUACCACUAUGACAUCUAUGUUGAAUUUUGGUCACUUUCCAACACAACCUAAAAUCAACUAAAUAUCAACAUAAUUUGACAUUGUUAAUGGACGUCAAAAUAACGUCCUUAGACGCUGAUAAGACAUUGAAUUUUGGUCACCUGAUGUCACGAACUAAAUCUAACCUAAUAUUAAGGUCUUAUGAUGUUGUGUGCCUGCUGGGGAGGCUUUGAGAUGCAACUAAAUUGGCUUUUACUGCAACUCUAUAAUAUUCCAAAGUCUAUGAGCACUGCUGCUUACGGAUUACGAGAGAUUAAUGCCAAUGUAUAGGUUCAUUGAUUUAUUAUGUACUGAUCAAUGCUAUUUGGUCAUCCUCACUUCUGGAAAUCAAAGUGCUGCUGUUUGUUUGUACGCACAAAUAUAAUUAAGAUGAUAAUAAUUAUAAAUAAUAAUAAUAAUAAUAAUAAUAAUAAUAAUAAUAAUAAUAAUAAUAAUAAUAAUAAUAAUAAUAAUAUUAAUGAGGGCAUGCACAACCAAUUAGCCCACAAUUAGACAAGAUUCCCUCAGAUUUCCUUUUCUUGUCUGCUGAUAUUCCUUCAUCGAUUCAGGCAUAUUUGAAUCUAAAAUGUGACUUUUACAGGGUGAUGCAUUGCUGAUGUAUAUAAUUAUACAUAUAUGAAAAAUGUCUUCAUAGUUUUUGUCUUUGCCUGUAUAUCUGUUGACUAUAUUUUCAUAGAUACUGUACAAUGUUUGGGUCCUUUAUUUGGUCAUUUUUUGAUUUUGUUGUUGUUGUGUUGAGGGUUUGAUUAAACACCCUUGGUUUGCAGAAUCGCAUGGGAUAUUUUAAUAUAAGGAAUUAUUUAUGUUCAAUCCUAUUACACAUUGUUGAGCACUGGAUGGACAGCAGUGGAAUUUAGACCUCUUAGAUUCUUGCAUGUUUUCUUUGUUUUAUUUCUCUCUUUUUUUCCAAUGGAAAACUGCUGGGCUUUUAAUUCUCCAAUGAAAGCAUAAAGUAGAUUUCAUUCAGAAUAACUGAUGUCUUCUGCAUUUCAGGAAGCGUAAAAAAGAAUGGUGGUUGGCUUUAUGUACUAAACUAUUUUGUUCAGGUGUUUCAGUUGUAUAUUUUGCUACUUGAGCAUAAUUAAAAUGAUCUUUGCUGAGGUAAACACUUGUUUGAUUUUUGUUUUGUCUCCAUAAGGCAUGCAGAGGCACACACCUUUUACUGUAUAGCAAUCUUACAAAUAAAGUUAUUUAUUGGGAUUGAUGCUUUAAAGCAAAAUAUGAUCCAUGUGACUUUUAAACUGUCAAAUGAGAAUAAGCUAACAAUAAAAUCAUCUUAAAAAGUAUUGAUUGAAGGUUGAUAAAUCAAUGUAGAGAAAUGUAAGGCCCUUAAAAAGUAUUAAAAACUCUUAAAUGCUAUUUUGCAAGGUAUACAGUUUUGAUUAUGCAAUGUAUGGUUGUGUAUUAAAGUUUGCCUGAAUUAAAUCUGGGAAUAUCAGGAUGCUGUGUAGUUUAUGAAAUCAAUAAAAUUCUGCUAGAUUUGACAUCAUGCUGCUUUGUUUACUGUUGUAACCAAGGCAACAAUAUUUUUGUUUUUGUUUUUAUAUUUGCAUUAUUUCUGCAGUUGUAUAGGCACCAAUUUUCAAAAUGAGCUUGAUUUAAUAAUUUUUUAUCCAGCAUAUAAAUAAUGUUUUAGUUUUGGAUUAGUUUCUUACAUUAAUAUUUAGUAGAUAUACUGUAAGUUCAAAUCUCACCAGUGUUUCCGGUUGAAAAGUGGUUAAAAAGGUAUUGAAUUUCACUCUCUGAUUCCUGUAUGUACUUUGUAUUAGCUCUCCUUUUCUUUUUUUUAUUUCUCAAGUGUUGCUUAAUGGGGAGAUUAAAUAGUUUAAACAUAAUAGAUUUACUAAUUUCUAAUAACUAUUUUUUGUCUUUGUCAUGGUGAUGUUACAUAAUAUUUUACUAGUUAUUUGGCAGUAUACUAAUAUUCAGCUUAAAGUCCAAUUUAAAGGCUUAAUUAGGUUAACUAGACAAAAACGGUAGCCUAGAGGUUAGGCAAGUCAUUGGUCAAUUGUGUUUUUUUCAUAGCCAAUUAAAAGAAUAUAUAGUAUUGACCUUAACUUUUAGUCUAUAUCUAUCUAAUAUUUCGCCAAACUAAAAUAAAUGACACUUUCUCCUCAAGAAAAAUAUAAUAUGGAAUUUUCUUUAGGGGAAAAAGCCUUUUCUCUGAUAAACAUCACUUGAGAAAUACUUGAUUUUAUUUUAUUUUUUUCACAGAAGGGCUAAUAAUUUAGUCUUCUACUCCAGGCAAUGUUUUCAAAAGUCUGUUAUUGAAUGUCUUUUAUUUGAAUACUUUUAAUGUCAUUGUCUUUCAUUUAUAAUGCAUAUUGAAAUUGAUUAUAACAAUCUACUGCGGUUUGAAUUUGAUUUAAAAAAAAUGGAAAAGGAUUUUUAAUAUCUGCAGGGUUUAGUAAUAGCAAGUUGCUAUUACUGAAGUCGUAUAAAGAAUAAAAAGUAUUAAAAUGAAGUACAAAAAAAUGAAAAAGCUAUUACAUUAAUCAACAUUCAUGUAAAGAAUCAUUUGUAUGUUUGUUGGUUUUUAAAUAGUUUAGAAGAUAGACUUCUUUCAAAACCUGCAUUUUAAGUCAAUUUUUUUUUUUAUUGAACAAUAAAAAAUUAACAACAUUUUGAAAAGGCCAGGGGAUGACAAUAAUCACGGAAAAAUAAAAUAAAAACAUGAAACUGUUACACGUAACAGUUUUUUUUCUCAGAUUAUAGUUUUUAUAUAAAGCUAAAACUCUGACGUUAAAAUAACAAAUAAUGGCUUGCAAUCACUGUACUUGUUUUUGUGUAUACUGCAUUUUGCCAACAGAAGUAAUAAAUUGAUCAAAAAGUACUCUUUGUGCAAUGACCUGUUGAACGUAGGAAAACCAAAUAAAACAUUUUAAAACAAAUUGAAAACUGGGCAUAAGGUUGAUUCCAAUAAAAGAGCAAAUCUCCAACCAAAAAUUAACCAGCAGAUUAACAGAUAAAGUAACAUAAAUUUCUUUCAAACUUUUUUUUAAAUAUUAUCCCAGUAAUUAUUUUUUGCCAGCAAGAAAUCAUUUGUGAACUUGAUACAUGCUGUACGUUUUGUGGUGUACAUACAGAAACAUAUAAUUCAAAGUAAAUCUAACUGCGAGUCUGGGAGAAACAGUUGACGUCACCGUUGUCCAAUGCUUGUGGGAAUUGUAGUUCCUUCAAAACUCCCAACGUUCUGCCAACGUUGCUGUGACGUUUGCGUAACGUGAUACGUGCGCUGGCUGGGGACAGUUUGAUAACCGUUUCCGCCUAUUUCUCGCUCAAAUCGCUAUGUUUAUGAAGAGAAGCAUGUUGAGGGAUUAAAAUUUGCGCCUAAAUUAAUAAGUACACCCACAAAUGGACCCGAACAGCAUUAGUCGCACGAACUGGGCCAUAAACCGGCGGGCGGAGGGUUUAGUGAGUAAACACAUGGCAGACAUGGCACAGAGACGCGCAGCGGUGUCUGAGGAGGAUCUGCACCCUCUGCCCGGAGACUUGAGCAGAAGCGCAGAAGAAAUCCCGGGGCGGGCAGAGGUGAAUUUCAGCGCCGAUUCACAGUCCUACAAUCCUGCUGCAGGAGUGGCGGGAAAGUUGAUGAACGAGGACGCGUCUACAUCAUCAGAGUCAGCAGCACAGAGAAAAAUCAUAUCACUGCUUAUUGAGAUCAAGGAGGAGCAGCAGAGGCAGUGGGAAGUUCUGAAAGAUCUACAGGCUAGGAUUCACGGACAAGUGUGUGAAGAGGAAGAUGAGCCGCUCGACAUCGAUCUGCCGCUACGAACAAUGGAGCAGCUUGAUGUAACUGAACAGCAUUUAGAAGAUACUGAAGCUCAGAGGAGAAUGGUGUCGCACCUCUCAAGGAUGGGUGGAGCCACAGUUGAUGAUGCAGUUCGGCGUCUUAUGCACACAGUUCUGUCUUUCAGUGUGGGCUCAGAGCUCAACUGGGUUGGCAGAGGACAGAAGAGGAGCUUCAGAAACACCAGACUGCAGGGUGUUUUAUUUCGUGCCUUAAAGAGGACACCUAUUGGAAAGGAGGCCACACAUCAUCAGUUUGCUGAUGUAGUGAAGAAAUGGUUGCGGUUUGCCCCUUUUCGACAGAGAGGAAGCGGACGAAGACCGCAUUGGAAGCCUAUUGAGUUCAUCUGUCCCAAAUAUGAUAAUACAGUAGAGGAUCAUAACCCGCUAAACUUGGAAUCUGGAGAGGUUCAGGUGACAAUAUAACAUAAUUAUAUGUAAUAGUGUGUCAUUAAAUGACUCAAAGUAUAAUUAUAAAAUAUUAAAAAUAAACUGGGAAAGUGAACUUAGUAAAUGAAGAACUGACCCCAGAGUGAAGGAUUGACAUUCAAAGAUAAAGUUUUUUUUGUCAUAUUACGUUCUUUGUAAUAUAAUAUUGCCUUUGCAGCUUUUAAGUUAAAAUUUUGAAUCAUUUGAAAAUGUUCAAAUUAAAGAAUAGAUAUUUAAAAUAAAAAUAGAAACAGUGUUAUAUUGUCUGUUUUGCACCUACAACUUUAUUUGAAAUAUAUUGUACUUUGUUUGUUUCAGUUUAAACCUAUUUUAAUAUUAAUUUUUACCCUAAAAAAAUCAGUUUUGCGGUUUGUUUUGCAUUUUGAAAAGAAUAUUAAUGCAUUUGUUUCAAAGAACUUUUGCAUUCUGACACAUUUGUUUAUGUGUAUAAUUUACACAUUUUUACUUCCAUGUGAGAAAUAUGUAAUAUUUUCUACACCCAACCUACAUAAAUACAGAAAUAGAUGAUUGUUUUCCUCACUAGUGAAUAAAUUCGGCUUAAUGUACUAUUAGAAAUGAUCUCAAAACAGGAUUAAAAGUAUAUUUAAGUAUAAUUUCCAAUAUAUAUAACUUUAUAUUAAAUCAUAUAUGAUGGACAGGCUAAUUUUAUAGCUAGCAUUUCAUGUACACACACACACACUAUACGUCCUAAUAACACCUGGAAUAUUGGAAAAUCAAAGAUUUGUAAUCUCUUGUAGCUACAUAAUAAAAACAAGUGAAAAUGUU
Molecule: messenger RNA, 5050 nt
Organism: Danio rerio (zebrafish)
Lineage: Eukaryota; Metazoa; Chordata; Actinopteri; Cypriniformes; Danionidae
Source: RefSeq, a predicted model, not a curated record